AUGGCUGCUCGCGCAACGUACAACUUCACCAAGACGUGGCUCACUGACCCGUCCACGUACCCGAUUCUUGGGAUCAUGACGGUGGCUCUCACUGGCGCGUCGUACACCAUGAUGCGGUACUCGACCAAGCACCCUGACGUCCAUUUCGACAAGGACCGUCGCCAGGACUACUUUACGUACCAACCGACGGAAGGCGAGCAGUGGCGCGCCCACCGCUUCUCGUUUGCCAAUGGCAAGCGCAACCCGAUCAACCAGUCCGAGCUGUUCGACCCCAUGUUUGAGCGCGCGGAGAACCAGCACAUCCAACGUUAA
Molecule: messenger RNA, 312 nt
Organism: Aphanomyces invadans
Lineage: Eukaryota; Oomycota; Saprolegniomycetes; Saprolegniales; Verrucalvaceae
Exons: 1
Coding region: 1-312 (103 amino acids)
Source: RefSeq, a predicted model, not a curated record